GAAACAGGGUCAGAGUGAGAGCCAGAUGCAAGCCAAAAUGAUGGAAGAACAGAAAAGCCCUGAGUAAGCACAGAGAGUUGGUCCACAGAGACAAUGGAUCAACCGCACAGAGAGCAGUGCAGCCGGGAGAAUAUGCAGCCCCAGAGGGAGAGGUGGAGAGAGAGAGCAACCGUCUGAGAGGCUGAUGGCUUCCCCGUUUCUGACUCCAGCCCCAGUGCAUCCUGCCUGCGCGUUCUUCCCGGUGUUCAAGAAGGCGAGCCCGAAUGGAAAGCUCACCGUCUAUCUGGGAAAGCGGGACUUUGUGGACCAUAUUGACCUCGUGGACCCUGUGGAUGGUGUGGUCCUAGUGGAUCCUGAGUAUCUCAAGGAGAGGAGAGUCUAUGUGACACUGACCUGCGCGUUCCGCUAUGGCCGGGAGGACCUGGAUGUCCUGGGCCUGACCUUUCGCAAGGACCUGUUUGUGGCCAAUGUGCAGUCCUUCCCACCGGCCCCCGAGGACAAGAAGCCCCUGACGCGGCUGCAGGAGCGCCUCAUCAAGAAGCUGGGCGAGCACGCCUACCCUUUCACCUUUGAGAUCCCGCCGAACCUUCCAUGCUCUGUGACAUUGCAGCCGGGGCCUGAGGACACAGGGAAGGCCUGUGGUGUGGACUAUGAAGUCAAAGCCUUCUGUGCGGAGAACCUGGAGGAGAAGAUCCACAAACGGAAUUCUGUGCGCCUGGUUAUCAGGAAGGUUCAGUAUGCCCCGGAAAGGCCUGGCCCCCAGCCCACAGCCGAGACUACCAGGCAGUUCCUCAUGUCGGACAAGCCCUUGCAUCUAGAGGCCUCCCUGGAUAAGGAGAUCUAUUACCACGGAGAACCCAUCAGCGUCAAUGUUCACGUCACCAACAACACCAACAAGACGGUGAAGAAGAUCAAGAUCUCGGUGCGCCAGUACGCGGACAUUUGCCUUUUCAACACAGCCCAGUACAAGUGUCCCGUGGCCAUGGAAGAGGCUGAUGACACGGUGGCACCCAGCUCAACAUUCUGCAAGGUCUACACACUGACCCCGUUCUUGGCCAACAAUCGAGAGAAGCGGGGACUUGCCCUGGACGGGAAGCUCAAGCAUGAAGACACGAAUCUGGCCUCUAGCACUCUGUUAAGGGAAGGAGCAAACAGAGAGAUCCUGGGCAUCAUUGUUUCCUACAAAGUGAAAGUGAAGCUGGUGGUAUCCCGGGGCGGACUGUUGGGAGAUCUUGCAUCCAGUGACGUGGCUGUGGAACUGCCCUUCACCCUAAUGCACCCCAAGCCCAAAGAGGAACCCCCACAUCGGGAAGUUCCAGAGAACGAGGCACCAGUAGAUACCAAUCUCAUAGAACUUGACACAAACGAUGAUGACAUUGUGUUUGAGGACUUUGCCCGUCAGAGACUGAAAGGCAUGAAGGACGAGAAAGAGGAGGAGGAAGACGGCACCGGCUCUCCACAGCUCAACGACCGAUAGGCGGGCUGGCCCUCCCCUGGGGCCGCGCCAGGUCCUCUCCUGCACUGGGCUGCCUGUUCGCCUUCUUCCCAUUCUGGUGCCCCUCCCCUUUGUUCUUCCAGUUUCUACCAGGGGCCCAGUGGUCUUCCAGGUCAUGGUGAUGAACCUCUGGCCUCAGAAUGGGCCUCAUCACCAUGCCAACAGAGCCACAUGCACGACCUUCAUCCCUCUACCACUUCCCCUCUUUUCCUGCUGACCCCCAGAAAGGCCACCAUGGCUCUGGCCUUGGAAUUUGACUUGGGAUGGGGAGCAGAGAAGGGAGGAUGGGGCAUGAAGGACUUGGAGGGGUGGGGAUGAGGGCUCAAGACGCGUGAGAGGAUGUCCACUGUCCCAGGCGGUUAAUACAGUCUGGCAGCUACAGGAUGACCACACUGAAGGCCGCCCCCUUCCGGCUGGCUGGGCAGACGGGGCUAGAUUCCCAACGCCUUUUUGCAGUUCUGACCCACCAAACGCCUCUCCCCUUCCACCCUGUCCCUGCCCCUGUGUCUGACAGUGCCAUUGGCGUAGACCCUGGAGUGGAGACAGCAACAGGACUGACUUUCUUACCAGCAGUUACCUAGUCUAAGGCAAACUGUGGACUAGCUCAAGCCUAUUUCAGUAUUGUCAGAUGUAACAUCCUAGCUACCUUGUAUCUUAUGCGUGUGUCCUAUCUGUAAAUAUGCAGAGAGAGAGAGAGAGAAAGAGAAGGGAGGGGUCUUCAGAAAGUUCCAAUCCCUGAAGAGUGAGCCAAAGCUCCUGAGGUUUUGUGAAGGGUGGCUCUGAGAGAUGCGGGCAGGGGUGGGAAGCUGAGAAUCUGCCCUGUUCCCUUCCGUUGUGGACUUAAGAGCAAUCAGUGAUCCCACGGGAAGUAAGGCUAGAGGUUCGGAGAGGGCUGGGGCCACCGGUAUCCUCCUGCCUCCCCUUGCAGUUCUCCAGGUCUGGGCUGGGCUGGCCCUGCAGGCUGGGAGAGAGUGCCAGAGGCCACUGUACCCACAGUCUAAGGGGGGCGUCCUUCCCUAAAGGGUGGCAGGGUCCCUCGAGAUGCCUUCACCUAAAAGGAAGGGGGUUGGUGGGCAGCAAGAAGCCCUUUGUUUCCUUGGGGAGUUGAUGACUCCCUCCAAUAAUUUCCAGCAUCUUGGGGACCCAGUACCCAUUUGCUGCUGUUGGUAUAAUUGGGACUUGGGGUGUUUCCAGGGCAACAGGACAGGCAGAUGAUGAGGCAGAAAGUGUUCAAAGGUAUCCGUUCUACAAUGGCCUUUGGUGCUCACUUACUGUGUGACCUUGGGCAAGUCCCUUUCCCUCUCUCAGCCUCAAUUCUUCACCUAGAAAACCAAGGGGUUUGACCAGAUGAUCACAAAGGGCCCUCCAGCUCUGGCCUCUAAGAGUUUGUAAACAUUAACACUUCAUCGGACCUCAGAGGUGGCAGGGCUAUAGAGAGCUUCUACGCCCAACCCCAGGCCUGGGAAGGGCCCUUCUUGGGUCUCUGGAGAGUUGCCUGAUGUUAAGAUGUGGCCAGAGCUAACAUGAGCUGCUGGCCCCCGGGGCCUGAGUAUUACAAAAGGACAGAGCUUAUAUUUGCUGAGGCUUGGGGUGGGGGAGGCUUGUGAUAGGGCCUCAGGAGGUGACAGUCCCCUGUGGAUGCUGACCCCUCAGGUUUACCUUAAGCACAAGCAAAUAUAUUGAUUUGUAGGACAAGAGACUCUCUCCUCAAUUCCCGCUCCCUCCUACAAGUAGUACCUUGGUUUUCUAACGUCUCUGUUGACGAACAUUUUGGUUUACGAACCCCAUAAACCCGGAAGUAAAUGCUUUGGUUUUCGAACACGCCUUGGAAUUCAAACAUGUCACGCGGCUUCUGCUGAGUGCAAGAUCCUGAGGCCUAGCUGUCGGCUGUUUCCCAACGUUUCAGAACUCGGUCUUCCGGAACAGAUUACGUUCGAAACCCGAGGUACCACUGUAUCUCUAUCUCAUACUUGUCUGAAACGGAGACAACAAAAUUUUAUUAUACAAGUUAAAUUUCAACCCUUUUCAGUCCAGCCCUACCUGGGGUGGACUAGGCACCCAUUUUCCAUGGUGAGAGUACCCAGUUCCCAUGCUCGGCACUGCACCCCAGCCCUUCCCUUCUGAAUCUCACGAAGACUCAAUCUGAGGGAUCCCUACCCCAGGUUAGAACCAAGUCAGCUCGGGAGAGUCGCACUCUCCUGGCUACCGUGGGGUCCUAGCUGCAGGUGUUCAGGCGUCCAACCCCUGAUAGAACUUGCUGGGCCGUUUGCACCUCAUCAGGCAACUGUAAAGCUGAUGAAAUGCUGGAAUAACGCACCAGGCAUACGGUCUCCAUUGUCUUCCUCUGGAACCUUUGGGGCUCAUACAAAACCCUUUAGGAUUUGGGAUGAUCACUCCCCUACAAUCCCCUGGCCCUCAUCCCUAACCUGUGCACACAAAAGACUUGUCAGGCUGGUUUCUUGAGCUUCUGCACCCUUAAUAUCUCUCUCACACUUUUGGGUUUAUCCUAGUGUUUACCUGAAAUUUCUCCAGCUCUAGAAAGCGUCAUAUCCCCGUCUAGCCUUUUAUUCUUUGGGCGCAGGACUGCAGAAGGGCAGAGGUCAAGUUCAUUUGAAUUUGGCUGAUAACCAGAGUCACAGAGAUGGGUCAGUCCUAGCCCCUGUUCUCAGGAAGCUCAAGGUCAGGGGAAAGUGAUGGGGGAGGGUGGGGGGAACGGGGCCAUCAAUUCAGGGAUCCGUGGCUGCUGCUAGCCCAUAUAGUGCCUUGAUGUGGAUUAGAAACGGUGUCUUCCAGGUGGACACAGCAGAAAGUACAGCUUGUGAAUCGUGCACAGGCUGGGGAUUAGCCCCACUUAUCCUGCCUGCAUAGCCAUGUGCUGGAGGCCAGGGAACUCGCAGGCCCGAGCGUGUCCUCUGGCCUCUUCCUAAGAGAAAGGCCCAGAUCAGCUUCCCAAGCUUCUGGUUGGCUCCAGACCCCACUCCCCUUGCAGACCCCAAACAUGACUGAGUCCUUCUCUGCAGGGCCCCUCUCCAUCUGGAGUUGUGUGAGACCCUGGGAGUUGGGGAGCCCCACGGCCCCAGGCACCAGCCCGUAGUGCCAGUUCUUUCUGUGCACACAUUUGGGGCCUGUGCUGACCAUGCAGCGCCACACGGGGACUUCCCAGGGGGCCAGGAGGGUGGCAUGUAAGUAGCAGUAUGGUCCUGAGGGAAAAGCCCCAGGCAGAGGGACAGCUAGACUCCUCAACAUUCCAACUAGGAGAAGAGUUUAGUGUCCGAGCAGCUAAGGACUGGGUUAUUUCGCUGGACUUCACGUGCCUCCUCAGCCUCAGAGCCCAGGCAGGCGAGAGUGGGCUCACUUGGGGUGUUGGUUCAAUUGGGGGAGCCGCUGGCAAGUUGGUUCCCAUGUGGUGCAGCGAAAAGCACACUGGCCUGGAAGUCCACAAUGCUUCCCAGUCCUGGUUGUCCCCAACCAGCUGACGGGUUUUGAGCAAGUCACUCAACCUCUUGGGCUUGUUUCUCUGACUGUAAAAUGGGACAGUAAUCCCUUCCCUGCCUAACUCAAGGAUUUGUGAGUCUCAGACGGGUGAAAGUCAGUCGAGAUGAAAGUCAGCCCUGUAAAUUGCAAAUGGCUGCACAGGCCAUGGCCCUGCCACCUCGCGGGGGUGGCCAGGAUCACAGGGAUUUGCCGAGGACUGAGCCCUCCUUCCACAGGUCCUCAUUUCUUGCCUGCUUCUCAGGUAGGUAGGUAUCGACCAGAAUGAGAUGCGUCCAGUUAGGCUUUGGUGACCCAGCUGAGACGGAAAUUGAGACACUAGGUGGGAAUGCCAUGCCCAUGGAUAGUGGUCCCAGCGACCAGGACGGAGACAAAAUAUGGAUCUUGUUAGUGGCUGGGACAGGGAGCAUCUUGGAGCCUCCCAGGCGUGCGGUCACCCACAUUGUCCAUUUCAGGCCCCGCAGAGGCCAGGAAGCCUCGACUCUGGCCCCAGGUUAGGGAGAGCCCCCAGUCCCUGAAUCAUUGCUCCAUCAGAGAACCCCAACGGUGAGGUGGGAUAGAAAUUGCCUGCCCCCCUCCCUUCAAAGUACAAGGCCCCCUUCAGGAUCAACUGCGGCUGCCAAUGUUUCCUAAUGACACUCAGGAGCUCUUUGGGCUUGGGGAGAACCCAGGCCUCAUGCUGAGACUUGGGCCCCAGCUGACCCGUCCCCUGGGAGUUUCGUUAGCCCACAAAGGCAGCUUCCCUCCUGCCAGUGACUGAGGACUGGACAUUCUCCGCUCAGCCCAGAGGAAGGCAUUAGGCCCCAAUCUUGAGUUCCUACAGGAUUUCACGGACAGAAGCCUAUACUUGUUCUGAUACUCUUUACAGUCAGCAAGGACCAAAACAGACCCGUCCCCACGCCUCGUGUAUAAGCUGCCGGGGGUCUGUGUUUUGUCAUCUUCGUGCAGGCAGCUCCGUCACUUUGUCCUCCCUCCAGGAUGGAAAUGGCCUCCCUGCUGGGGCGGGAUCAGCACCUCCCAGGCCCUCUGGCUGCAUCACUGCGCUGUGGCUUCAAAGAGAGCCCUGUGGAAGGACUGUCACUCCCCCCAUCACUCUUUCCCAACUCCGCUCCAAAAGGGAAGUCAAAGCACAGGUCCCCAGGACCCAUGACCUGCAGACACGCUGACACAGUGGUUUUCCAACCGGGUGCUGUGGAACCCUUGGAGUUACACAGAGUUUUGUCAGGGGCUGCUGAGGUGGGAAGAGGGGGGUGGAGGCAGAGGCUAGGUCUCCAGCCCUCCCCCCAUUCCCACUUCCACCGGGACAGCUCUGCUUUUUUCUAUCUUGCCUAUUAAGGUUUUAUCUUCAAACUUUCUUUUGAAGAAAAAAAUUCUUCAAACCGCCAUUCUGAGGUUUGAUCUUAGACCAGCAAGCACAUGUUCCACUCUUGCUUUUCAUGUUGGAAUGGCUCUCGCAUUCCAAUACAAAGUAUCUUUGUUACAAACACACACACUCACAUCUGAUGAUUUUUUAGCUCCCCACCCUGAAGCUGUGGCCCACAUUUGAUUUGGGCAGAGGCCUGGUGCUCAGUGAGGGUGAGUCUUGACACUGAUACUGGCCCGUGAAGAGUGGGGACCGUGGAGCAAGGAAGCAGGCCUAGCCCUCACCCCAGAACUUGUGUCUGCACCCCAGUGUGACCCUCAACUCUCCUGGCCCAGGACCAUGGGAUGACAGAAGGAACAGUGUGAUGGGAGAAGGAGAAACUAGAGUCAGAUUCCUCUUUAUAUCACAACCAGAUAGAUGGAAGUCCAGGUUUCAUAAAAGAAAUACCGAGGCAGGACUUAAUGACAAAAGCCCCGUCUGUGAGGGCAGGGUCUGUCCAGAGACCUUUUAGGCAGUAAGUUGCCCUCUGGCAAUUCUAAUAGGGUUCCACGGCCACACUUGUGGACAACCAAACAUGUAGGCCACAGGAGAGUGCCUGGAAGAGAGGCUGGUCCCCCACCUGCAAUCUCCAGAAUUCUCUCCCUGCCAGCCUGCCUUCUGCCCAGGCCCCUCACCUGGCUCACGAAGGGGUGGGCACUUUGAUGAGACCUGGACCUGUUGUUGGCACAGAAUCCUGCAUGCCCCACCGUCGCCCCGCAGGGCAUUCUAGAUGAAGAUGUGAGACUUAGGGCCCUGGGAACCCACUGACCUCAGUUUCUCCAUGUGUAAGACGGGGCUAGUGCCAGACUCUGCCCACCUCACAGGGAUUACUGCAAGGGUCAUAGGAGGGGUGGGUAUGAAAGGUGGUGUCAUGUGAGAGGCGGGAGCCUCACAAACUCGGGGUGUGGUCAUGGCCUGCACUGCACAGCAGCAGAGCACUUGGGAACAAGUACAGGAUGCACCGUCUGUCUUACAUCUGUGCUCAGUGCUAAGGUCCAGACACAGACACUGUGGCGGGGCGCUGCCUCUUCCUACUCCAUGGGAGCCAGCUCUCAGCCUGACACAGUGACCGUGUGUGGGUCCUGGGCACGGCGAGUGACAGGUAGCUGGAACUGCGUCUCCAGGUCUGUGGACCCUUCUGUUCAGUGAUGAUUUUGUGACACCCUCAUUCCUGGGCCACCUACCAGGUUUAUUUGUUGUACCUGUGGCAUUCCUUAUUAUGUCAGAUAAGUUAUUACAGUUUAUUCAACAGGACAAGUGAACAAAAGAACCAUAAAUAGGAGACCAUUAAAGGUUCUUUG
Messenger RNA from Rhinolophus ferrumequinum (greater horseshoe bat), 7690 nucleotides. It is a transcript of the gene ARRB1, whose product is annotated as arrestin beta 1. NCBI's taxonomy places the organism in Eukaryota, Metazoa, Chordata, Mammalia, Chiroptera, Rhinolophidae. Bases 185 to 1477 code for a protein of 430 amino acids. Gene Ontology annotation, biological process: signal transduction; visual perception; G protein-coupled receptor internalization. Gene Ontology annotation, molecular function: G protein-coupled receptor binding. The transcript is spliced from 16 exons. The record is from RefSeq and is a predicted model, not a curated record.